Molecule: messenger RNA, 1574 nt
Organism: Lotus japonicus
Lineage: Eukaryota; Viridiplantae; Streptophyta; Magnoliopsida; Fabales; Fabaceae
Product: two-component response regulator ARR12-like
Exons: 5
Coding region: 131-1207 (358 amino acids)
Biological process (GO): cytokinin-activated signaling pathway; phosphorelay signal transduction system
Molecular function (GO): DNA binding
Source: RefSeq, a predicted model, not a curated record
CUUCACUUCAGUUCACUACAUUAACACUUGCUUGCUUCUCACUUCUCACUUCUCUCUCUUUCUCCUUCCAAUUCUUCUUCUUCUCCAUUGUUUGGAAACAACUUUUGCUCUGCGUUUUCUUGUUCUCACGAUGGAUGUGACUGUGAGGAACCCUUUGGUGGGUGAUUAUGUUGCCGGCGACCAUUUUCCGGUGGGCAUGCGUAUUCUUGCCGUUGAUGGCGACCAAGCUUGUCUCAGAGUGUUGGAGAACCUUCUUCGCAAAUGCAACUAUAAUGUUACUACUACUACUCACUCAAUUAUGGCACUUGAAAUUUUGAGGAGAAACAGAAAUAACUUUGACCUGGUGAUUACUGCUGUAAAUAAGCCAGACAUGGAUGGUUUUUAUCUUCUUAAGAAACUGGGACUUGAAAUGAUGGACAUUCCUGUUAUAAUGUUGUCGGGACACAAUGACAAAGAACUGGUGAUGAGUUGUGUUGUGUACGGCGCGUGUGACUAUCUAUUGAAACCUAUUCGUAUGGAAGAGAUGAAGAACAUAUGGCAACAUGUCGUGCGCAAGAAGAUGAUUGGUAGUGAUCAGAAUCAAGCUGCCAAUAAGGAUAAAACCUGCAAUGUUGCUGGAGAAGGUAGUAGUUAUGGUUGCACUGUAUCAGAAAAUAGAAUGAGUCAGAAAAGGAAGGAACUAAGUGAGGAUGAGAAACUAAAAGAAGACGAUGAACAGUCAUCUCGGAAGAAGGCUCGUUUGGUUUGGACUACUGAUUUGCAUUCUAAAUUUGUUGCUGCAGUUCAGCAAUUGGGUUUUGACAGGGCUGUUCCUAAGAAAAUACUUAAAUUGAUGAAUGUUGAAGGCCUUUCAAAGCAACAUGUAGCUAGUCAUCUGCAGAAAUUUAAACUGAGUCUCAAAAAUUCACCUAAUCCGGCUAGUUUGAACAUGGGAGGAAGUAGUGGUUCUUAUCCAUUCGUCCAGCCAAUCCAGUCUGCAAAUAAAACCUCAAAUGCAACUCACUUAUCUAGUUUUUCUGAAAAUUUGUCUCCAUUGAGUGAGGUUAACGAUGAUCAACUUGUUGACAAAAGUUUGAAGUUUUGCUCCUCUGGUUCUGGUGAAUUUUCUGCCACAAGUGGUGUUGCUGAUCCUGUACAGAAUGCUAGAGCUGACGAGAUGCAGAGGCAACAAAGUUUUUGGGAGAGUCUACUUAAUAACACUAUUUAGGUUAGGAUAUUGUGAAAUUUUAUCGUAGAAGCUCCUCUGGUCAUUGAAGGAUGAUUUUUUUAAAUCAUUUCAUUUAUUAGUUUUUUGAAGGAUUCAGCUUUAUUUGCACUUACGAUUUUGGAUUGACGUAACAAUGUCAAUAGCAUUAUAACACCUCUAAUUUACAAGACAAGUAACAAAGACUCACUCUUGUAUGUUCUUCUUUUGUCAUUAUUAGAAUUUGAAUUUUAUGGAGCUUGUAGGUGUAGUCUUCUAUGUGAAUCUCAGAUUUAUCAAAAUGUGAUGGAAAUGGCAGUUAUUUAGUGCUUUUAUAUUCCAUUGCAUGGGGGCACUGUCAUGAAUACAGAGAUCAUGGCACACACUAUAA